This is a messenger RNA of Musa acuminata AAA Group (dessert banana), 1060 nucleotides long. RefSeq lists its product as uncharacterized. The record is from RefSeq and is a predicted model, not a curated record. Lineage: Eukaryota; Viridiplantae; Streptophyta; Magnoliopsida; Zingiberales; Musaceae. The transcript has 3 exons. The coding region runs from base 252 to 836 and encodes 194 amino acids.
CAUGCCUGCGGAGCCUACUAAAAUAUUCUGCCCACAGAAGCUUAAAUACUUCAUGCCUCACCACACACUGGGAAGAAGAAGACUGUUUCUUUCUCCCAAGGAACGUCACUGUGGGCCGGAGGAGUUGGCAGAAGAGUAGCAGCAGAGUCCCUCAUCGAUGCACCUGCCGUGUCCUCAUCACAGGUUCUGAGCAAAACCCAAGUGCAUCGUCAUUCUGGUAAACCAAACGGUCAAACCCAAUCACGCCCCUGAUGGAGAGGUUUCUGAGGAAGUACGACAAGGAGUGCAUGAAGAUGAUGAUGCUGAAGCAUGAAGAGACCUUCAGGCAACAGGUCCAUGAACUCCAUCGCUUGUAUAGAGUUCAGAAGCUUCUGAUGAGAGGCAUCAACACCGAGCAAAGGUUAGGCGGCUGCACUCAGCUUCACCUCGGCGAUGGCAGCAGCACUGCAGCGGAUUCAUGUCUUCCGAGCACCAGCCGCCGGCGGCGGCGGCGGCGUUGCCGGGUGCUCAAUCUUGAACUUCCAGCAGACGAGUACAUAGAAAGAGGUGAAGCAGAUGCAACGGUGGAGGUCGAACAGGAGGACGACAUAGAGCUGGCGCUGACCAUAGGAAGCGGCUGGAGGAAUUGGGAGGAGACUUACGAUUCCGGAGCGAGCUUCUCGUCGUCGUCCACCGGGUCUGGGGAGUUGAAGACGAGCGGACAUGGAUGGGAACUGCGGCAGGUGGAAGAUGUAAGCUUCAGCUACGGCAAUGGGUUUGAACUGGAAGCGCUGCGAGCGAGCAGGCUAAAGCAGCCGCCAUGGCACUUGCAGUGUUCGAGUCUUAGGAUGACUUGAUGUGAGCUUCUUUGGACUGUGCUUAGCGCUGAAUGAUGAUCAGUUGUGAUGCAUAAAAGAUUCAAAGAGUACAAUAAUUUCUGAUAUGAGAAUAAUGAUAAGACUAUCACAUCGAUGUGUCAGAUGAUCGAUACCUCGAUGUCAAUAUUGUAUGACCGACGUCUCCAAAGCUAUCAAAGCCAACACCUCAUAUGAAAGUUUGAUAGAUUAGUAUGAUUUGAUAC